UUCAACCUUACGUAUGUUUCAGAUUCACACAACAAUUUACUUUCUGGAACACAACUGUCGCUUGUAUUUCCAGAAUUCGAAAGCCAACUAAGUUUGUUUUGUAAGCAUUCGGGGUAUGAUGGUACACAUUCUUUGAUCAUUGUAGAUUAACUGGGAUUUCCAGAAUUAAAAUCACGUUAUUUGAAUUCCCUGUCGUAUAAAUUUGAGCCAGAGGUUUAGCGAUUUGACAGAUCAUGUCAGGAGUAAAGUCUCAUAUAAUCUACUUCUGCCUUGGACUUCUGUACACGUGCAGUUUGUCUUCGGAAAUAGACAAUGAAAUCCCUUUUGGAGAAGAUAGCUUGGAAUCAGAAGACAAUCUGAAAACCAAGAAUAUUAUGAGGACUUUGUUUGAUUUGAUCGAAAAUUUUCCUGUUGACAAAAAUAUUAAAUGUCCAGAAGAAGAUUCCAGUUUUCCGUAUCCCGGUAACUGCACACGUUACGUAACUUGCAAAAAUUACAAGGCACAUAUGAGAGUUUGCCCUCCAGGAUUAAGAUUUGAUAAAAAUUACCGUUAUUGCAGACUUUAUUUUGAUGUGCUUUGUGAGGAAGACGAAAUUCAACAAGCUUCCUGUGGAGUAGAUGAAGAAUAUCUCGAAUGUGGUUCCUCCUGCGAACCAUCUUGCGACAACAACGAGGAAGAGAACUGCUCAUACGAAUGCGUCUCUGGAUGCUUUUGUAAACAAGGAUUUGUCAGAGGUCCUUUUGGAGCCUGCGUUCUGCCAGAUAUGUGCCAGAAAGCAACCAUGCUGUUCCCCUGGUUUCUUCUCAGUACUCAGCCCCGAUUUCUCGUGUAGAAUUUCAUUAUUUAUUUAGAAAUUAAAUUAUGCUGUUUUGACUUU
Messenger RNA from Uloborus diversus, 878 nucleotides. Its product is annotated as mucin-5B-like. The record is from RefSeq and is a predicted model, not a curated record. NCBI's taxonomy places the organism in Eukaryota, Metazoa, Arthropoda, Arachnida, Araneae, Uloboridae. Gene Ontology annotation, molecular function: chitin binding. The transcript has 3 exons. Bases 234 to 833 code for a protein of 199 amino acids. Gene Ontology annotation, cellular component: extracellular region.